Molecule: messenger RNA, 498 nt
Organism: Adineta steineri
Lineage: Eukaryota; Metazoa; Rotifera; Eurotatoria; Adinetida; Adinetidae
Source: the annotation of a GenBank genome assembly
AUGUCAUUUAUUGAUUGGCAAGAUUUAUUUGAUGAAGUAUUUGAAGAUUGUUCUGAUAAUUGGAUAUUAACUUUUCUUCACAGAAAUGAUAUGAGCCAAUAUGAAAAUCUUCAAAAGAAUUGUGUAAAAAUGACGAGAACUGGAUAUGCACAUUUCCAUUGUAAAAAAUGUUCAAAGACCUGGUCAUCUGCUAAAGCACAAGUAGUUUUAUACCAUCCAAAAUCAAAAACGUCAUCUAGAAAAGUAACACUUCGUUUUUAUGGUCAACAAUGUAAAAGAUGCUCCAAUAGAAAUAACCAUUUUGUUGAUCCCGAGUUUGAAAAUGAUAAAAUGAAAUCAUAUCUUGAAACGCUCUAUCAGAAAUUUGGUUGGUAUUAUUAUGGCGACGAACGACCAGAAACACAGAACCGAGAUAUCAAUAAAGAACGUCAAAUGAAUGGACCACAUGUAAAAGAAUUAUGUGAAGCAUGUCAAUCAGGUUGUUGUGAACGAAUAUAA